This is a messenger RNA of Porites lobata, 17097 nucleotides long. The record is from the annotation of a GenBank genome assembly. NCBI's taxonomy places the organism in Eukaryota, Metazoa, Cnidaria, Anthozoa, Scleractinia, Poritidae.
AUGAUGGAGGAGAAAGAGGAACCCUCACAUUCCUGUGAAUCUCACAAACUUUCAUCAAAAUUUGUUUUACCUGUUUCGUUUGUUUCGCUGCUUAUUUGCCUUACUGCUUUAGUCCGAGUGGAGAUCAUAAACCAGCGAGUUCAUGCUAUUGAAGAUUUGAUAGCGGAAGUACAUGUACAUCAAGCAUCGAAUCAAGAAGCUGCCAGAGGUGGUUUAUACUUAGUCAAGUCUGUUGGUAGUUUUGGUUAUAACUGGAAUACAAAACAACAAUGGAAGGAAUACACUGACGGUAAAGUGAACACAUUUACUACGCUGCAAAUUUAGCUCUGUAAACAACAUUUAUCCCAUUCGCCUCCUGAAUUUAAAACAAAGAGACUUAAGAUUCUACAUUGGAAUUUGUUACCUUUCGAUAAACAAAUUUCUUACCGUUUGUUAAUUAUACCAAUUCCCUGCUAUGACUUCAAAAGGCUAAAAUAUAUACUUACAUAAUUCUCCUUCUUGGUUUAUCUUAAAAUAUCACCAAGAUAAUUUAGAAAGCCUCUUAAUAUAAAGUGCAAUUAGUUAGCAAAACCCAGAGGAGAUGCCUAUUCCAGUAAGUUUCAUUUUUCACGUAGAACGAUAGUGGGCAAGUUUUGACAAAACGCUUAUGAUUUAGCUGAUUAAGAAAAACCUUAGUGGUAAUUACACACCGAAAAACAAACGGAAAGAGUUGGAACGUGAUCACCAUGAUACUAGUGGUCACGUCCCCUUACUUAUUAACCAUUCAUUUUCGAAUAAUGUCAAAAGCCUGCUUAUACCACUCUGGCCUUUUCGUAGAAAAAGCAACAGAAAAUGUUAAUAAAACGUGCUUCAGCCGUAGGAAAUAUAGGAGGUCAGGGAUUAAAGUAACAAGAGCCGAAACAGGCUGGAACGUUAAGCAUUGAGUUCUCUCUAAGGGGUCAGUCUGGUUAAAAGCAUUAUUUUUCGCUGAACAAUUUUCUAGCCAAGAUCUCAUUUAAUCAAAAAAUGAUUAAAUUAAGUUGGAGUCCUUAAUUCAAUAUUUUUUUGAGAAAUUUUGGAUGAUUUGUCGAAUGUUUUUUAAUGUGUGGAAAGAAAUAGGGGGGAGGGGUGUUUAAAAUUUUCGAAAAAUUGGAAAACAUUGGAUUUGGGGAUUGUUUUCAAACAUGAAGUGAAUAAUUAGUAGACAACUACCAAAUAGUCCACCACCACAACAAAGUACCUCUGAUCCAAUUAGCAGGCGAACUGGUUUAUGUGUAUACCUUUUCUACCCUACAUGUAAUUUAUUUCCUUCUCAAAUCAACAUCAUUUCCUCCCAAAAAUAAGGUGAAUGGCGGUCAGUUCAUGAAGCUGAUUGAAAUUGUCAAAGGAGAUUGAGGAUACCAUUUUUACAAGUGUAUGGACAUGAUUUGUCUUAUUUUCAAUUCGCGUCAACGUUGCGGUUGGGAUAAAAUGCCAAAGAAUAUAAUUUCAAAAGCAUUUCGACAUUUUUCUGAUAAUGGAAUUCAACAAUGGCGACCGGAGUGUUGUGUACGCAUGUAUUGUUGAUCUCGUUUGAUACUCGGAUGAGGCGUCGUGCCCGGGUAAGUAGGGAACUUAAGAACCACGACGAAGUUCAAGACGACGACCUCUGUUGACUGGAAAAAGAUUGGAACGAGAACGUCAGUUUCGGCAGGAAAAAGGAGACUUAAGAUGCAGUCGGUCGGUAGGUCGACGACGACGACACUGAAUGUAAACACAAAUGUAAAACUGUGAUGUUUGUUCGCAAAACGUUUUUUGUAAUGGCGUCUUUUAAAACAAUGCAAGAUUUUAUUUUUUAAGCCGUACGUCUAAUUUCAUUGACGAUGUGGAAUUUUUUGUGUUGUCUGGCCUUUUCGAGUGGAAAAACGCCUGCUUUCCGUAAGAAGAUUAUUCAACUUUCAACCUGAAUGAGUUGACCGAGUCUGACUGUCUGUCAUAGUUUAGAUUUGGAAAAAGAGACAUUCUGAUGUGAUAGCUGUUUUCCGUAUAAAGUUUAUUUCCUCUUUAGUAAUUAAAGCUAUAUGAUUUGCCUUACCUAAAUACGUACAAAUAAAUUUAUCACUUACGAGUUCGCUCGCUUGGCCUCCACAGCUGUUGUGUCAUUUUUUCGAGGUAAAAACAAUUCAUUUGUCGAAUUUUCAAUGAACAUCGGUUUUUAGGAGAAAAAAGGAACGAUACCUGGAUUUACGAGAAUAACAAAAUGCAAAGGACUUCAAAAAUCGUUUAAAACAGUGGAUUUAUACCUGCCGAAGCUUGUGGAUUGCUGGACGACGUGAUUCUACUUUGUUUGGCGUCGUCGACGACGAAAUUUACUGGUCGCGCUUGCUUAGUACACUGUAACUCACUUUCGGUCGUCGGAUGCCGUGGAUUUCUAGAAAGUUUUUACGCGUAUAUUGCUCCAAUUCUUCCAGAUCAAAGUCAAUUCCAUCUUUUUCCUCGGUGACUGUUUGCAAUUUCUGCUUGGUAAAUUGGUGCUCCUUUUUAGCUCUGCAUUCUCUUUUGAAGUUUGUUCCAACAUGAAGUCCAGCUUCUUCCACUUAAGCAUUUCGUCUUUGAGAGUUGUUUUUAAAUGCAUUACCUCCUCUCUUAGGCUAAGAUUCUCCUGUUUCAACGUCGAUAAGGUUUCUUGUAUACUGGAUAGCAUCCCGUUUAAUUCGGUUAGACUCGUCUCAGGUUCGGAGCUGUCGUGGGAACGAGAAGAAGGAGAAGCCGUUGCCUUGCUGGAGUCCGCCAUGUUUGGACGUUUCGCGUCGUUCGUUUCGUCUUCUUCAACAGAUCCUAUGGCUCCUCGUUUGUUUUUUCACCGCUUUUUCUCAUUUACACUAGGUUGAUUAUAUUAUCAUGUAAGAUUCUACCUUCAUUUCUCACAGUUCCAGGCACAUUUAGGAAGGGAGCGCUCCGCUUCAAAAUACACGUCCGAACCGUUUGCACUCACGCAUGCUCUCUCUUUGUGCGUGUUUGGCGUCGUCGACGACAAAAAAUUUCCUGGUCGCGCUUGCGCAGUACACUGUAACUCACUUCCGGUCGUCGUCGUGGUUCUUAAGUUCCCUAGUAUGUGGAAAAGAUUUAUUGGAUCUAUAAGCGGUAUGGAAACGUUUCAGCGAUUGGCUCGCUUCGGGUCGAAACCGUCGGAACCAGAUUCCUGUAAAAGUGACAAUAAGUCAAUUCUAUCCAGUAUUUGUUCAAUACGACUAACAAUCAAAUGUAUUCUAUCGGUAGAUAACAUUCACAAGUUGAGAACCCGUCGUUUGGCUUCUGACAGUCUAACAGAUCAAAGGCUCACUAUCCAAGUAGUCAAGAGGGAGAUAAACAAGACCUUACUUUCACUAACACCACAAGUAUUUUGUUCAAAGAAUGAAAAAAUAUGUUUGCAUGGUCCGCCCGGAAGGCGGGGUCCUAAAGGAUCACGUGGUCGAAGGGGACCUCGCGGAGUCACAGGAAGAAAAGGUGCAAGGGGAGAAACAGGGGAUCCAGGGCUAGACGGGAAACAAGGACCUGUUGGUCCACCCGGGCUGAAAGGAGAGCAAGGUAUUAAAGGAGAGCCGGGACCUAGCGGAUUACCUGGUGCAAAGGGAGAACCGGGAGAAUCAAUUUCAUCCCCGGUGGUUACGAUAUCACCUAUGAAACAAACUGUCAGGGAGAACCAGAAUGCAGUAUUCCAGUGUUCUGCGACCGGAAAUCCACGACCAACGAUCACGUGGUCACAGGCCCAUAAGUCUGGCUUGUCGGAUAGUCUCCAAUUUGAGCCAAAUGGAAAACUGGUGGUACGUAAGGUGACUCUUGCAGACUCUGGAAGAUAUAUCUGUGCUGCAAGGAGUGCAUUUGGUUCGGCAAACAUCUCCGCUAGUCUGCAGGUUGAAGGUAAACAGAAGAUAACCACAGGGAGUCUGGUAACGCAAUGUUUGCUUUGUUGGUCUUAAUUAUACAUGAAAUUGCAUAACCUUGGUACAUGCGUUAUGCUUAAGAAUAAAGAAUCCAAUAUGGUUAUUGUAAUUUAGCUAACGCUAUUCAUCUUGGUUGAAUUACAGUUAUUACUUUUGUUUAAUUAGCUCCCCCUCGCAUUCAGCUAGCCCCAGCUCCCACUCAUGCUAAAGUGAGGCAAAACAUCAGGCUCCCUAAAUGUCAUGUGACUGGAUUUCCCGCACCAGCUGUGACCUGGAGAAAGUUAACCGGCUACCUUCCAAGGAACAGAGCUGUAUUCCACACAGGAUCAUUAACCAUACAAGCUGCCCUGAGCAGCAAUUCGGGGCCUUAUGAGUGUACAGCCAGAAACCGUCUUGGACAGGCGUCCAAAAUAACGACUUUGUUCGUUUGGUCUAGGCCAACAUUCACCACGAAGCCACCUAGCGUGGUAGUUAAAGUUCUCGGUGAAGAUCUAUCUCUAGACUGCACUUCUACCAAUCAAGCCUCAGUUUCGUGGAGACGUGUCGGGGGAGCCUGGGAGAAACAACGAAUGAAAGUUGAAAAUGGAACGCUAAAGAUCUCCUCACUCAGGAUGUCUGAUUUUGGGGAUUACAUCUGUGAAGCGAAACUUUUAACAUUUUAUAGCAUCCAAACAAAGACUACACUCGAUCUAGGUAAGAAUAACCGAUGUAAAGGUCGCAAAAAAUUGUUGGCUGAAUGAAUGAUAUCUUUACUUGUGUGUCAAUACAAGACUAGAUUUUUCACUAAAAUGUCUUGAGGGAUUGACAGUUUUUUCUUCAGUCGGUAGGUGGCUCCGGUUUGGAGCUAAAGUCCAUUUUCAGUUUAUACAUCAAGAUGCAAAUAUUUUUUAAUUGCCCGGCUUUUGAAGUGAGUAAAUUUGCCCUAUCUCAGAAAGCCUUCAAGUUGUUUGUUUUGUUUGUCUUUCCUGUAUUCUUUUUUGUAUCUACUCGUAUCGCUUGCUCCAAACCAAAUGACAAUAAGUUAAAUGAGGUACGACAGCCGCCUGAUAAAGCAACCAGUCAACCUUUGUACCAAGAGGGCUUUUUAAGGCACACAACGUAUUUUACGCUGGGCGAGAGAAUCUAGGUAGGAUUUAGACUUUUCACAACAUUAUCAGUGCCGGGUCCGGACUUUGGGAUAAGGGAUACUCAGGCGAUGGAAGGAAAUGCACUGGUAAGCUGUAUGGUGUAUGUAUAAAACAUAUAGUUAAAAGUGUAUUUCGCAAUACACCCUGUAUAUAAUGUUAUUGUGUUACGUAAGAACUCAUAAACUAUGAUGUCACGAUUGUGUAAUCCACUUAAACGUGCAACAAGUUGUUAUCAUAUCGAAGAAUACAUCAAACUACCACUUUUAAAAUUCUUACAACUUUAACUACAUGUUCAUUUGCAGAUAUCGAUGAAUGUUCUGCCAACACUCACAGCUGUGACGUCAAUGCAAUGUGUAGCAACACUUUAGGUUCUUACGCAUGCGCCUGUAAAGCAGGAUACUCAGGCGAUGGAAGGACAUGCACUGGUAAGCUGUAUAGUGUAAUAAAGAAACAAAGUGUAUAAGAUUUAGUUGCUCAUUAAAAUGUGGAACGAUUGCAGCUACAGUAAAUCUUACGAAUGGGCUUUCAGUGUUUAGGUUCUUCCAGCUCUCACAGCUGUGACGAUUAUGUAUAUUGCAGCUUGCAGCACCUCAGAAACGUACAUAGAGAAAAUAGCUUUAGAGAAUAGUCCAUCUUUGGUUUUGUAGAUUUAUAUGAAUGCAUUUCCAGAAUAUAAAUCCUUACAAAAAUAAGGACAAUGAUUCAGUGGAGUAAUUAAUACAAUAAAAACUGCAUAGAGUAACUAGACCUAUUGACGUUCUCCCGGCGAAUAGUCUGCAAAUGAAUUCUUACCUUGAAAUACGAGCAAACUAGGCACGUGUGGUUGCAUUGUGUACCUUGUUCUCCGCCGAUAAUCUUGUUUUUCCUAUGAAAUAUUAAUUUCACCUUGUCACACUUUGCGGCAUGAAAACCAUACAAAGGAGAUGUUUAUAAUUAAAACGUUGUACAAUCCUUCAAAAAGCCUCCUGGGUAUAUAUACGUAUCGUGUCCGUAUCAUAGAGAUUCGACUGUAAUGUAAGGUUUUGAAUCAUAAUCAGUUUUACGUAUUCGUAAAAUUACGCUUCAAAACCUAUCAUUACAGUCGGAUCUCUAUGAUACGGACACUACAGUGUCAGUCGUACCAAUUAAAGAGGUACGAAAUGUAUAGAUUUGGCAUCCCCUAGGACCAAGAGAGCUGUCCGUAUUAAUUAAACUGAAAUUUGUACUCAUUGUAGAGUUGUCCGCGGGGAGAGCUUUGACUGGCUGUCAUUCAUUCUGAUUGAAAAAAAAAAAAAAAAAAAAAAAUUCAGGACAUGAUCACCCAAACACUCAAUGCCGAGUUUCAUCCGAUAUCUAUACAUUUAGAAACUGGCGCUAACGCUUAUGCCUCAAGAAUAAUACAUAAACUGUGAUGCAAUCAAGGUGUUAAAUUCGAGUUACAUACUAGGCUAUGAUGAAUAGAUUAUAUGCAAAGCUUGAAGAGAACACCGAACUUUAACUAUCUACCAGUUACAAUGUAGUCAGCUAUACUUCACAGAACUGUAAUUAUGUGUUCUCAUGUAGAUAUCGAUGAGUGUUCUACCAACUCUCACAGCUGCAACAUCAAUGCGGUGUGCAGCAAUGCUGUGGGGUCGCACGCAUGCGCCUGUAAGGCAGGAUAUACAGGUCGCCCCAUGUAAGGGAAUCCAAGACAGUCUUGGAUUGUAGAUUUCACGCCGUUGAUUGCGGAUUCCAGGUACUGGAUUUCAGUCCUUGUCAGAGGGGAACUUAGAUUCUUGAUUUCGAGUUGUAUUCCGGAUUACAAAAGCAAAAAUUUUCCGGGAUUCCGGAAUCAGGAUUCCCUGAUUAUACAGGCGAUGGAAGGACGUGCCCCGGCGAGUGAUUUUUGUUUAGACUGCGAGCAGUCUCUUUGCAGAAACUGGACGGCUUUUAAGAAAAAUGGCGGUGGACUGCAAGCAGUCUAGUUUUUGCUUUGUUUUGUUUCUCGCCUUGGUUGUUUUUUCUAUAUGCAUUAAAAGUAUAGAUAUCAGUUCACGUGCGUCUAUCACUUACAUUCUUGAGUUUAUAACAAUAAGUUUGAUUGCUGUUAAUUUCAUCUUCUUAUACCAAGCUAUUUGCUUAGCCGGAAAGCGAUUACAAUAAUGCAAAGUAGUGUUUUUUUUAUUUUUUUAUUUUAUUAUGAUUAUGAUUAUUAUUAUUUGUUUUUUUUUAUAGAUGUUGACGAAUGCGUCCGCGGUACUCACGCAAUGUAUACGCAAAACAGCCAAUCGGAUUGGCUUCAUUUCAAUGCAUUUCAGUAAACAAUUACAUUGGUUGUCUUUACACUAGGCUGUUACAUUUAAGUAAGACUUAAGAGCUGCUAAGUUUUACUUGACCAAAAAAUAGGUGUGAAGGCCUAAGUAAAAUCUCAAGCAACUUUACUUUGCAUCUCAUUAAACUCGGAAAGUUGAAGCGAUUCAAGAAAGUUUCAAGUGACUUGAAAACCAUCCUUAAAACCGACUUUCGCGAACUUGCGGUUUCUAAGCUUUGAGAAAGGCGAAGCAUGUCAAUCAAUCUUAAUUAUGUUGCGUGGGAAAAUAGGCUUAAGUAAACCUGAAGUAAAAAAGAUAGGCUGUGUGUGAAGCUUUCUUUUACUUGAAGAAUUUAAAAUUUACUUGUCUUGAAAUAUUUCUUAGCUUAUUUAGGCUCUAGUGUGAAGACUAUCAUUUACUUUAAUUUUACGGCACGUGUGUUUAAUUUAGGCCUCAUUUUAGAGAUAUAUGCAAUAACCGUAGGAUCUGACUAGAUGGCCAUGUCGCCGGAAUCAAAUCGGAAAAAAUUCAAAACUUGUUCGUACAAACUUUCUCUCUAUUAUUAUGACAUAUCAUGUUAAGUUAGCACCUUAUGCCAUAAAGGAAUCUCGUUAAGUUCGAUUUCUGCUAUAAUAUGUGACCCUCCACAGGAAUUUGAUGCUAAAGGUGAAAGCACGCGCACGACACGCUUGCACGACACGCUUAGCGUGCCGUAGAUCACGGAUAUGCGCAUAUUAAAUUGAAAAAACAAAGACGGACACACUUGCCGUUGUUUUGGCAAAUUUAACACGCUAGACCUUUUUUUUUUUGUAGCGUGCCAUAUGUCACGGUAAGUGUGCGAAUUAUAGCACGGUUAGUGUGCAAUUUGGGUAAGACACGCUGAACUCGCUUGAUUACUAAAACUGCUAAGAUGACAAAAAUGGCUAGGGUUUUCAGCGAUUUAAUCAGCAUUGAUAACUGGUCGAAGUGAAUCAAAUAUACCAAUUGAGACUGUUUUGGAAUUUGAUAGUAACCGUGGCCAUUUGAAAAUCACGACUUAAUGGUGGUCUAGCCUGGAAUUAACGCGAGAUCAGUGUAAACCAAUUCCUCGGGCUGUCGGCUGUUGACCGGAAUCGCAAAGAGGCCUGCUAUCGCAUGCGAGGCACUGAAGUUAUGUCGCCUGAAAAUUAUAGUUAUGCCACCGGAAUAAUUAUUAGCAGUAAUGCACAGAGAAAUGAAGUUGAAUAAAUUAGUUUAAUAUAUUUCUUUAAGCCAUGCUGAGACGAACGAAGGUAAUUAAAUCGGAGAAACAAAAACUGCUUAGAAUUUUCUAUAGGUUGAGGAAGGCUAAACAUUUCUAGAUGACCCUUCCAUGCAUGUACAAUUUACGAAGGUUAUCUAAUAAAUUCCUUACGAUUUUCUGAAGUUUAUUUUUUUCCAUUUCAUUCCCCAGUUAAGCUUUUUUUCGUAGAGAAUUUUUUUCCGAAAAUACGAUAAAAUUCUCACUUUCCUAAAACUUUCAAUUGGAAGCUAAAUUUUUCGGGAAAAUAAUGCUGAAGCCCUUGUAAUUUCGAAAAGACUGAAGUUGUCCUAGGAUGCUAGGAUGCAUUUAGGAGGAAAUCGCCGUCAGGUGCCCCUGACGAACGAAGCGCUAUCAAUCAUAAUUUAUGUAAAGAUAUCUCGUUAUGCUAUGCUAAGACGAAUCAAGCGCUGUAAACGUGUACUAUAUCUCGUUCUUCACAGGACGAAAAAAACAAGAAUCUGUAAACUAAAAACACUGUAGAAUGAGGGAGGAUUGCAGGCGACUUUUCUUUGAAUUUUGGGCGACAAAACUCAUAUUAUCAGGUUUUGGACGACAUAACUUCAAACGACAUCACUUUCGAGUAGCUUGACCGUCACCCCUUUAGAUCGAGCUCGAUGAAUUAAUUCAAUGACCGAACUUUAUGGAACAAAUGAUUGCCUUCAAGAAUUUCACGCGGACUACUUUUAAUUUAGUUCUUUUUCUCUUUUCUCAGUGUGUAACUGACAGAGAUUUAAUUCUCGGAUCGAACUUUAGUACUCUAAACACGCCGUAUUAUCGUGGCAAAAACAAAGAAUCAAACAAAAAAGCACCAUGCAAUUUCGGAAUUCUGUUAAAAAAUACAUUUUUUGCUUACUAUUCAAAAAGCGGUGAAACAGUCAUUAAUUAACUGAUCAUGUUUCGCUUUUUGUGUUAUUGUCGGCCGGAUCAAUUAAGCAACGUUGGAAACGUUUUGGAAUUUUGGUACAUCUAGAAAAGCAGGCUGGUUUUUAUUUGAUCACUACGAUGCUUGCAAUCGCUAAAAAAUAAAUAGAAUUUAGUGAUCCUGGCAUAAAAUAAUCAUUUGCACUGAAAACAGUUGUAAAGUAAAUAAUUUUCUCUAGCCAUGAUAAAAUUAAGCCUGUUGAAUGUAUACUGUUAUAAAAUUGCAUUUAGGUAUUGUGAAGGUUAUAGUUGCAUUUUAUUCAGCGUGGACAUCUCCAAAGGGAAGUUUGAUAAUGCAAGGAAAAUAAAGAUAUAGAAGAAAAAUAAUUUCAGUUCAAAUGCAAACUGUGUGGGUUUUGCUGAAUGCACACUUUUAUAGCCUGAAAUAAAUUUCCAACCAAGUAAAUAUAUAAUAUCCUGAUUUAUAUAUAUAAUUCCCCGAUUGCUUAUCAACAAUGCCAUAAAUUAUUUUAUUCCCACCUCUGGUGUUACUUGGUUCUAUCUCGUCAUAACCAUAUUCAAUGAGCUCAUUCAUUACAAUCAGUUUUAAUUAAACAUUGUCGUUUAAUUGUGAGUCUUCUUCUAUGGAAAAGUCAAGGUUUUUUGUGGUAUAUGAACUGCAAUUUGUCUUAAAUACUUUGUGUUGCUAAAUUGAUACUAGCUCGGUUUUUGUCGGCUGGGCAAAAGACCCACACUGGCAAUUAUAGUAACAGUAUCAGUCUUAUUAACGAAGCAGGGCCCAGUUGGUUAAUCAUAGGGUUAGUAUCAGCUUUAAAUUCUGUUCCAUAAUGUACAGGUAAUGGUGCGGAUUCCUGUUUUGUCUUAAAUUUAGACUUUGGUAACUCAACAUAAACCUUGAAAACCCUUUCUUAACAUACGACAUACACUAAACCCAAGGUUAGGGGAGAGUUCCAUGGGUUCCGGAACCCCCCUUUGGGCUAUGAACCUUGCUACAACUUCAAGCAAAGAAGAAAAAAAAUCAGAAAGGCCUUUCAUGCUAUAUCGAGGGUUGCAAUGUUAUUAUUAUAGAGAUUAGCAAGAGGUCUGCAAGACAACAUUACUCAGCUUGUGCGAAACACGGUGCCGGGUUGAAGACAAUGAAGCGCAUGAAGUUUUCUUUUCGUACUCCCAUCAGUACCGAGAACAGUAGAAGCUACGUCAAUUAAGUGGCUGUUUGCAAAUCAAUUUGAGGAAAUUACCUGGAACUGGGAUGCUGACAGUAAUAGCAAGGCAAACAGCCUGUGGUAUCCAAUGCUAAUUCAACACUACCCAGGUUACCACAGUGCCUUUCAUUAUAACAAGCCACUCAGUAUCAAGUUUAGCAGUGCGUACAGCUGAGGCCAUAAUUGGCAGAACCCAACCGUGAACUCUUUCCACUGAAACGUAGACAAGUUUGUGUAUUUGUUUGUUUGUUUGUUUUUUAUGUACGUCGCCAAUUACUUUAGCGGAAAGUGAGUGAUCGUUCAGGACAUUGUGCCAAGAGCCAUAAUCCCAUUAUGGCUCUUGAUUGUGCCGACUGAAGACACACCCAAGAUUGGCCAUGUCCAGCGACCGAUUGUCUGGACUUUCUUUAUUCUUUCCCAUCCCCACGUCUCACCCUUCACUCUCGUCUUGCGCUUCGCUAGAAAGCUCCGUUCACCAUGCAUGGCUCGUAAAGCGUCUGUCAUGCAGGCUACUCCAGGGUGUCCAGUUCCUAUUUUUUCCUAUUUUUUUUUUUAAACCUAUUCCUAUUUUGUCCUAUUUUUUUUUCUAUUCUUUUAGCUGGUGAGGCCAAAAUUUGUAACAAAAUUGAAAAUGGAAUUAUAGUUAUAUGUUUUCCAUAGAGUGAGAUUUAUCAUAAAGCAAGUAGUAUGUUCACUUUGAUGUUCAGGCUAAUAUUAGCAAAAAUAAUAGUUACGUUUGUUGUUUCCAUGUCCUCUAUCAAAUAUUGGAGUUCUGUUAACAAAUUUGUUCUAUUGUUACUUUUUUAUAUAAUUUUCUAGCGCACCUACAUGUAUUGUAUGCCGUGUUGUAGUUUUCAUGACUCUUGAAUAACACUGUGCGUAGCCCACCAUAGGACUUGUUAGUCCUAGUUCGACAUCCUUCAAUGACAACGCAAUGGUAAAAAUUUCUGUCAUAAGAAAUUUCACUGUUUGAAGCUUUUCAACGAUUUUGCCGCCAACUUGAAGGGAAUUUGCAUAUGAUCACCUUUGAUUAUAGAACAACGCUCGACCUGCGGUCAAGCAUAUCAUUCUGGAUUACAGUAUAACUGAACCAAUAAACUAAACGUUACUGAUCAUAUUCACUCCUUCUAAGCCGCGAAAGUUGAUCUAAAUCCUGCGAACGUAGAAGCCUUAAUUAUAACCCUGAUGGAGUGCGGGGAGGCAAUCUUUAUCGACGAAAGUACCACUGAUUUUGCUAUUUUUGUCCUAUUUUUUCAAUACAAAGUUUCUAUUUACUCAAUCCUGAGUUGCCUAAUUUCCUAUUUUAUUUUGAACAACCAUGUCGCCGGACACCCCGCUACUCUAAUAAACAUCCGGUACUGCAGGCUCCUGACGUAAGUUCAACAAUCGACAUUUUUUGUACGGAAUCAUCCAAGGAGCCUCCUUCUUGCUGAUAUGCUAGCUGAGUGAACAGUUCAUCACAACUGAUACCACAGUGUUUGAUAAAGUACGUUAUGUAUUCAACAACUAUUGACAGAUGCACUUUUAACCCUCUUUGAAAGGAAGGGUGAUUUGCAAUCCCCUCUCAGAAAUUGUAGCUUUAUUUGGCACUGACAUUAUUAGAAAUUUGUGGCCAGAAUCAAGAAAUUUCUAUCGGAGGGCAUGCACCCUCACCCAAUGCCUCUCACAAGAAUGCCACCUUAGGUUCCCCUGCAUGCAAAAUUGCUGGCUACGUCCCUGGGCUAUUAGACCCCGUUCCCCGGAAAAUGAGUCUUACAAUGGAUUGCACACUGGGAAGCUCCAACUGAAAUGGGUACGUUUUUUCGGACUGGAAAUUAUUGUGCGUCGAAUAAGGCAAACUGCUCUUAGUUACAAAAAAGAAGAAUCCUUCAAAUUAUUAAUGUCGUAGGUAUAAAUAUAUUAUGACGGGAUUAUUACCAGUCGCCUUGCAACAUCACAUACACAGCAUAUACAAAGGCAUAGAGGCACAAGUCUUAUAAAUUACCUUUGCAUAAAAAAUGUUCAAGUACCGAAAAAUGCAUGGCCGCAAAAGCAUGAAAUCGUUAUCACAAAUUGAUUUAAAGAAAUAUUGGGAGUCGAAUUUACAUUCCACCAUUUUGUCUGGGAAAACGUCCCGUUAAUAUUUUUAGCCAAAAAGACGGGAAAAGUCGUGCUGACCUCUAUUUACUUUUCAAGACACCUUUUUGAAAGUGGCUUACGAACAUGAGUUCAGGGCUGGUUUACGACCCUUUUUCGGAUGUCCCUUCCUUCACACAUUUUAUUUUCCCUUACUAGUGCAAGUUAAUUACCCAACUACACUACAGUAUAUACAAGUGUAAUUUUUAAACAAGCUUCAUUAAAAUAAAAAAGUCAUUAGAGAGAGCUUAAUCAGCAGAAGUUCUUGAGGUCACGAACGCCGACCGGAAGUCACUCGUGCUAGUGUGAAUGUACUGCGCAUGUGUUCGCGUCCGUCAGAACGCCACUUUUGAAGUUCAAGAUAGAACGUGAGAUUCUAGUAGUCGAGAGUUCGCGUUUGGGUAAGAAUUAUUCCUAAAUUGUUGGCCUACAACCAAGAAAAAACCCUUCUGCUAUUUUUCGGUGUUUUAAAAGAUGUAAACAUCAGGUAAACAGUUUCUAAGUUUAUUUUCGGACUCGAAAGGUUGAGCCGGCUAGCCCUGGCUGGCUGCAGAACUCGAAGAUGGCUAGGUUUACGGGAUUUACGUAAGAUUUACUCAGUUUUAGUCUAUGCGAAUCAUCGUCAAGUGAACUCACACAUCUUAUUUAAGCGAGCUUUAUCUUCUUGUAACUUCAAGGGCCAAUAAUGUCGACUGUAUGAUUUGAUAGUUUGCUUACAAUGAAAAAUAUUAAAUUACAAUGCUAUGACUGCGUCUUUUUCUGCAUUGGGUUGAUUAUUUAUAUCCUGAAAACGUUUUUUAGCUAGACGCCUGUGAUAUUUGGCGUAAUCGACUUUGAAAAAGAAUAGCAAACUAAAUCUCAUUUGUGGUUAAUGAAACUUUAAUAUAAAAUUGGCUGCUAAACUUCGCUGUCAUGUAUGGUUGUUCCACAGGCGGCCCAAACUCACGUUGCGAGGGAAGGGUGUAAUGUAAUUUACAUAACAUAUGUGACGCGCCGGUGUCGCGUUACAGACGACCGUUGAAAAUGUAAGAGACUUUGUAUGGGAAAUGUAUUACUGAGAUUUGCGAAGGCCAAAUAACGCUAAAACUUACUUUUUCUUAAAUGAAAUGAAUAAAAAAGUCUUACCUGCAAUCUAUUCCGCUGCGGUUUGGUGUCUGUUUGUCGUUUUACUAUUUUUUUGGCUUUAUUGCGUAACCACUGUUACUCCUUUCAUAAAACGAAGUGAAGGCUGGUCACUUCCAUCUGUAGGGGUCCUGGACCAGUCGCAAAAAAAAUGCCGUUUUUUUCGCCGAAAUUCAAAUCCGCUGCAAAUUUUUCAGCUCCAGCCCAAGAAGGAAACCUCUUCUUCCUCUCUGGGAGAUCGGCUCGAAAAAAAAUCCGUAAUUUCCCCAUCAAAUCGAGCCAUUUGUGCCGGACUUCGAGGCAAGUCUGGCUUUCGUGCAGUGCCUGUGACCACUGUCGCGCUUACCAAGGUUUCCAAUUUCAAAUGCAAAUUAGUUGCUAGGGUGGCGUGGUGGGGCGAGGAGCCUAGUUAACGGGUCAUUUCUGCCCUUGCACCCGUCGCGUAAGUGCUAAUUGUCACCCUAGCAACUAAUUUGCAUUUGAAAUUGGAAACCUUGGCAUUUUUUUUGCGACUGGUCCAGGACCCCUACAGAUGGAAGUGACCAGCCUUCACUUCGUUUUAUGAAAGGAGUAAUAGUGGUUACGCAAUAAAGCCAAAAAAAUAGUAAAACGACAAACAGACACCAAACCGCAGCGGAAUAGAUUGCAGGUAAGACUUUUUUAUUCAUUUCAUUUAAGAAAAAGUAAGUUUUAGCGUUAUUUGGCCUUCGCAAAUCUCAGUAAUACAUUUCCCAUACAAAGUCUCUUACAUUUUCAACGGUCGUCUGUAACGCGACACCGGCGCGUCACAUAUGUUAUGUAAAUUACAUUACACCCUUCCCUCGCAACGUGAGUUUGGGCCGCCUGUGGUUGUUCGCUCGAUUAGUGUCUACACAAUCAAAUAGAACAAGACGGCAUUUCAAGCUUGGCGAAUAAGCGUGAAAGGUGAAAUCUUCAUAUGAGAAUGGGACAAAGAAAAUGUACGAGUUCCCUUCAGCGACAAAGAUCUUUCUGAAAUUCGAAAUGUUACGUCAUGAGUGAAUACAUUUCAAAUAGCUAAAAGUAAACACAAACAAGACGUCCGUGACUGACUUUACACAAAAACCAUUCAUUGGCUAAUCUUCACUUUUCGCGCAACAAACGCCGUACUCGAUCCAGACCGGGCGCAACCUUCCUGACGUCCGUGACCUCAAGAACGUCUGCUGCUUAAGCUCUCUAUUUAGUUUCUACAAGAAGUCUCUGUGUGCUUCCUUUUUUAGACUUGGAUGAAUGUACCACUGGCUCCCAUUCCUGUGACUUCAAUUCCGUAUGCCAGAAUACCGUGGGUUCAUACAAAUGCUCGUGUAAUGCUGGGUACACAGGAGAUGGAAAACAUUGCAAUGGUAUUUGAGAUACAGUUGAUCCUCCAUGUGCGACCAUCUCUCCUAGGCGACCCAUAAGUCUACAUGGAGCUACACAUAUCGUAACUGUGAAAUUGCACACAAUUGUUUUUCAAAGAGACAACCUGUUAAUGUUCGAUUUUUGUAAACGACAUCUUCCCGUAAGCGACCUCUAAUCUGAAGGUUCUUAAAGAAGACGACGAAUUGAAGGUGCAAUGUUUGUGUGCAAAAGCUCAACACUGUCAUGUCAUUUUGGAAAAAAGCCGAAAACCAUAUUUGUUGAAACAUGCAAACAACAACUCAAACAAGAACAAAAAAACAAGAAAAAAAAAAUGAAUACAUCACCUUAAUUAACGGCCAGAUGUAAACCAUCUGGUAGAUUUACGUAACUUACAAUUCUCAUGCAGAUAUCGACGAGUGUUCUACCAACCCUUACAGUUGUGACGUUACUGCGGUGUGUAGCAAUAAUGUUGGAUCGCACGCAUGCGCAUGUAAAGCAGGAUUCACAGGCGAUGGAAAAGCAUGCUCUGGUAAGCUGUUGCGGUGUUGUAACAAACGCUUCCAAAGCGAUGUGCGUGCCUGUAUUUUCUAACGAUGGACAUGCAACCUAAAUGGUUCGAAAUAAUAAUUAAGCAAAACUAGAAAUACGCAUCUCGCAAAAUUUCACGAAACUCGGUCUUGCACAAUUGUCAAGCCCAGCCGGUUAGAAACUGAUUAUCGUAACACCUGGGACUUCUUUCUCUCCCGUUUUCGUUUUUGUUUCUCUUCAUUAUCCUAUUUGAUUUUUAAAUGCGUAUUUUAAAGCAUUUUUUUCGAAUUGUGUUUAUUACGUGUAAUUUAAUGUCCUCCCCCCUUCGUUUAUAUGUAAAAGGGCAAUAAUAAUAAUAGUAAUAAUAAUAAUAAUAAUAAUAGUAAUAAUAAUAAUAAAGCGAUUACCUAUUGUAGUUAAGCAGGAUUAACGCAUAGAGAAAAUAAGAGUAAAUCACCGUAUUGAUCAAGAGUUUGCUGCAUCACUAAAUAAGAAGGCUUCCUCACUUUUUUCGCCAGAUAUCGACGAGUGUUCUACCAACUCUCACAGCUGUGACGUUAAUGCGGUGUGUAGCAAUAAUGUGGGAUCUUACGCAUGUGCAUGUAAAGCAGGAUACACAGGCGAUCGAAAAACAUGCACUGGUGAGCCGUUUGGGUUUAAUCUCGUUUGUAUGAUAUUUUUGUUUUUAGAUUGAAUGCAACGACAGCAAUGCAAGUGUCUUUUUUGCUCGUCUCGUCUCUUACAGUUAAAGUUUUGGUUUGGCAGGAAUUUAAUGUAAUUUUACUAUUGACUGUGUGUAGUAAACAACUAGAAAAGCAGAGCAGGUAAGUGCAACGGCGGAUUAUUGUUUAGACCUGCGAUCAUUUUUGUAGGCCUAAAAGUCAAUUGGUUCGAUGCCCUAAACGUGAAACAAUGAGAAAUUAUGACAAACUAAUGAAUGAUGUGUUAUUGUUUCUGCGACGAAUGAGGAAACACCUUACGAGCAGCUCCAUCGUUGCUGUUUUUUUUUUUUUUUUUUUUUCAAUCGCGCUUAAGAUUUAAUUUAGUCCGUUUUCCUAGUUCUUUUUUCUCUUAACAAUGAAAACUGUUUUGAUUAUACGUUUUGGCAUUCUUCGUUUUGUAGAUAUUGACGAGUGCGCCAGCGGUACUCACAACUGUCACAGUUCACUUGCUUCAUGUACAAACACAAUGGGAUCUUUUAGUUGUUCAUGUAGCAAUCCUUACAGUGGAAAUGGCAGAACUUGCAAUCUACCAUCAGGUAAUCAACUCGCCGAAUGUUUGGAAGGUGUCCAUUUACUAGACCGCCAC